Salvelinus namaycush (lake trout) is the source of this 1209-nucleotide messenger RNA. Its product is annotated as deleted in malignant brain tumors 1 protein-like. The record is from RefSeq and is a predicted model, not a curated record. NCBI's taxonomy places the organism in Eukaryota, Metazoa, Chordata, Actinopteri, Salmoniformes, Salmonidae. The transcript has 5 exons. Gene Ontology annotation, cellular component: membrane. The coding region runs from base 1 to 1209 and encodes 402 amino acids.
AUGUGGGACGUAAACGAUGCCAAUGUGGUGUGUGGCCAGCUGGGCUGUGGGAGAGCUGUGAGUGUCCAAGGUAGUGCCCACGUAGGUCAGGGCAGUGGUGGCAGGCCCACUUGGCUGGAUGAUGUUGGGUGUAAAGGCACUGAGAGCUCCCUCACAGAAUGCUCACAUGGAGGAUUGAAACACCAUGACUGUUUACAGGCUCAAGAUGCCAGAGUUGUCUGCUCAGUUAAACCUAAUAUCAGACUGGUCAAUGGGAGUGACCUCUGCUCUGGGAGGGUGGAGGUCUAUCAAACUGGUCACUGGCGAACCGUGUGUGACGAAGUGUGGGACUUGAAUGAUGCUGCUGUGGUUUGCAGACAGCUUGGCUGUGGGAGAGCUGAUAGGGCCCCAGAGAGGGCCUACUUUGGUCAGGGCAGUGGGCCCAUCUGGCAUGAUGAUAUUGGCUGCUCUGGCACGGAGUGCUCCAUCACACAGUGCUCACACACAAGAGGAGGAACACAUAACUGUAAGCAUGGUAACGACGCAGGUGUUAUUUGUUCAGUGGUCCUGCUACAGCCCAACAUCUCUCUCAGUCCUCCAAAUGGAGGGAUGUUUUGGGAACCUCAUGGGCCAGAGGUGAUCAGGGGCCACAGCUUCUCCAUCAUCUGCUCCAUUCAUCCACAGUAUCCUGGAGGCCUUUUCUAUCUGGACUUCUCUGGGUCCAACAGAACCGAGACUACGCCAGCAGUCAACCACUCUGCCUGCUUCCACUUCCCUGUUGCAGAGUAUAAAGACCAGGGGAAAUACAGCUGCAGCUAUGGAGUCAACAUCUCCACCCGGUCAUUCAGGUCGGCUAAUAGUGAACUAGCUGUCACCAUUAGAGUGGUCCUGCUACAGCCCAACAUCUCUCUCAGUGCUCCAAAUGGAGGGAUGUUCUGGGAACUUCAGGGGCCACAGGUGAUCAGGGGCCACAGCUUCUCCAUCAUCUGCUCCAUUCAUCCACAGUAUCCUGGAGGCCUCUUCUAUCUGGACUUCUCUGGGUCCAACAGAACCGAGACUACGCCAGCAGUCAACCACUCUGCCUGCUUCCACUUCCCUGUUGCAGAGUAUAAAGACCAGGGGAAAUACAGCUGCAGCUAUGGAGUCAACAUCUCCACCCGGUCAUUCAGGUCGGCUAAUAGUGAACUAGCUGUCACCAUUAGAGUCUUGAUCUGUAGGUCUAAACCUUGA